Messenger RNA from Neurospora hispaniola, 3048 nucleotides. RefSeq names its product structure-specific endonuclease subunit slx4. Bases 1 to 3048 code for a protein of 1015 amino acids. The record is from RefSeq and is a predicted model, not a curated record. Gene Ontology annotation, cellular component: Slx1-Slx4 complex; nucleus. Gene Ontology annotation, molecular function: 5'-flap endonuclease activity. The transcript has a single exon. NCBI's taxonomy places the organism in Eukaryota, Fungi, Ascomycota, Sordariomycetes, Sordariales, Sordariaceae. Gene Ontology annotation, biological process: DNA replication; DNA repair.
AUGGCGCACAAUGACACGAUAGACAUCAUCUCGUCGUCGCCCGAGUUCCCAGACAUCAGCGUCCUAGUCGCAAAGGCAGCAUCCAAGAAACCAGCGCUGCGACCCGGUAGCAAUGCCACACCCAUUCCCCGCGAUGCAGUUGGGCUUGGAACCUUCACAAGCGCUGCUAGCAUUUGGCACUUGUCGCAGGUCAUGGAGGAAGAAAAGCCCUCAAAAAACUCGUCAUCUCGGCCAACAAAAGAGACUCCGACGAUAGCAACAUCAGUGUCGACAGUAGCGGUUGAAGUGUCACCAACAACAAGGACGGCCAUGUCUGAGGAGAAGCCAGGAAAGAAACCCAGGAAACCGAGGAAAAAGAAGGACGAGACAACAGCCGCCGUCGACGAAAAUGCACCACCUAAACCACCAGCAAGAAGGGGGAGGCCGCCCAAGCAAAAGGACGUCGAUGGACAGCCUGCCUUACCCAAGUCCAAGGCCACGAAACCAGCGGCAAAACCACGGGCUUCGAGGAAGAAAGCUGAGACGGUGAGCAAGCAUUUUGCCGCUUCUGCUCAUGCUUCUACGGCCGAUCCUCCUGUCCCAGAGGAACCCUCGAAAGAUCCCGCUGCGUCGAAGCCUCCGAGACCCAUACCCGUGCAAAGCAUAGACGAGCCAGUCGACCUAGAACCGGCAGCAAGAAGAAGACUAGAUUGGACGCCACCGCCAGAUGACAGACCACCACCAGCUGCGGGCAACUCGUCUGUGGUCAAGGAGUUACCGUCUUCUACGACUGCCCAUACCGAACCACCAGUGGCGUUUGGAAAGCUCUUGGAUACAUACGGCUGUGAACCAGAGACUAUUCAGCCGAGUGAAGGCACUAAAGGUAAUGUACUUGGGAAGAGAAAACUGAUCGAGAUGGUCGCUACGACUACGACUACGAACACUGCCACAGACAAACCCACAAGUCCAGAGACGUCCCCGACCAAGCCCAAAGCCCCCAAGAAGAAGCCACGCACAAUCACCGACCUCGCAACGGCCGCCUAUAGAAUACAAGACCCAGUUGACGAUUCCAUAUCGACUGUGGCACCCAAACAAGACACUCUCCUGGGCUACAUUAACGUGGAGAACGAGGAUGCUGCUAUCAAACCAGGUGGCGCCAAGACAAAGGCCGUUUCCAAGAAGCCAGGAAAGGCCCGGGUCUCCAAGAAGAAGCCCGAGCCUCGAAAACAGCUGUUGCUAUCUCCCCAUAGCGCACUCAGGCAGGUCUCUGGUCAGAAUUUUGUCUUUGGCACUUCCAGCCAGCUUGUGACGGAAGACACCGACCUCCUUCGUGCUUUGCACGAGUCGAUGAAGACGGCGGGCAACGCGCAGGAUAGCGAUCCUUUCAUGUCCAGCCCGGUCAAGUUCAGCAAUAUUGCUAGCAGGCGCAAGACGGGGAACAACAAGCUUUGGAAGGUUGGGGCUAGGGACGAGGACGGCGAUCUGCUGGACUUGGAGAUCUUUGAUCUGACUGAAGCCGUGGAGGUACCGGAAGAUGUGGUACAGCAAGCUGACAAACCGGCUGUUGAUGUGCCUGAACGGGAGGCAAGUCCUCGAAAACAAGUCGAGCGUGAGGCGGAAAGAGCAAUCGAAAUAUUUUCAUCCGAUCCCGUUGCCACCGAACGACUCACGAUUACAGGACCCGAAACCCUGAUCAGUACACUUUCAAUAAAGGGAAAAGAGUCAGUUCGCCGUACUACGAAGCCUCCACCGCCAAAUCCUGUUGCCCCGCCACGAGAAAGGACACCUCAACGAGCACGUUCGCCAUCCCGAGAUAGUCUUUCUUCUCGACUACGGAGUCCUCAAACGGAAACACCUCCGAGACCGACCACACCUCCACGAGUAAGCGCUGUGCUCGACCUCGAUUACGACUUCGACGACUACGAACCGCCACCAAGUAAUCAAGAACAUUACCAGCUCCUUGAGCAGUCCCAGAAGACCAGUCCUUCCAAGACGCAGCAGCGGAAACAGCAGCAAACCCAGCAGCAGCAGCAGCAGCAGCAGCAGCAGCAGCAGAAAAAAAGGGACCCUUCGCCCCGCCCAAAGUACGAGGUCUUUACUGACGCCCAACUAAGCCGGGAGAUCGCCUCCUACGGAUUUAAGCCGAUCAAGAAGCGCGCAGCCAUGAUUCGUCUUCUCGAACAGUGCUGGGAAAGUAAGACGGGGGCAGCUACAGGCAAAAGCACAGGGCUAGGUGACAAUACGUUGCAGGAAGGGACAGGGAGUUUGGAGCCCGCUCACCGAUCCAACAAUUCUGUUGCGGUAUCUCCCGACCGAGGGAGAGGCCAAACAGUCCAAGGCGCACAUAUGCAAGAAGCAAGAGCAGGAAUAAAAAUGGCUGCGUCCACUACGAAAAGACCAAGGAAGAAAGCCGUAGCUACGUCUGCGUCUGCUCCGCGCACCUCCACCACGGAAAACCCACCAAAAGCAGCACCCACAUCAACAACAACUGCACCAUUACCUGUUCUCUCCGCAUCAACCCCCAAGCCCCAACGCCGCACCUCGUUAUCUCCGAUUCGCCCCCGCUCACCCAUCCUCGAGAUCCCCGACUCUGAUAUCGACAUCUCCGAUUCCGAUCCAUUCGCCUGCUCCCCGCCCGUCUCCUCACCCGAUGCCUCCUCCUCUACAUCCCACCUCUUCUCCACCCCCGAAAAGCACCACCAAGAUCACAAACACGAUCCGGCAGCAGAAAUGUCCCUCAUAACAGAGUGCGAGGAGUCCCUCCUGGACAUGACCUCCCGCACGCCCUCGGAAGCUGAUCUCUUCAAACACAUAACCGAAGCCAUCACCACCGCUCCCCGCACUACCAACCCUUCCGAGCCCUCUUGGCAUGAGAAGAUCCUCAUGUACGACCCUAUCAUUCUGGAAGAGCUGACAGCGUGGUUGAAUACGGCCGGAAAGGGACUGGAUAGAGUUGGGUGGGAAGGAUGCGAGGCAGGCACGGAGGAGGUGAGAAGGUGGUGCGAAAGUAAGGGCGUGGGGUGGGUAUGGAGAGAGGGGAAUAGGGGGCAGGUGAGGAAGAGAUUUUGA